Molecule: messenger RNA, 690 nt
Organism: Talaromyces rugulosus
Lineage: Eukaryota; Fungi; Ascomycota; Eurotiomycetes; Eurotiales; Trichocomaceae
Exons: 1
Coding region: 1-690 (229 amino acids)
Source: RefSeq, a predicted model, not a curated record
AUGCCUUCGAUUCCCGCGAAACGUCGUAUGAUCUCCAAGAGGACUGGAAUAAUUUCAGCCAGUGGCAGUCUGAGGCAAGCCCUCUGGUGCUGGCGUGAUCCAAAAGAUAAGAUGCAUCACAAACUUGGACCCCACCCUCUGGAAAGUAUGGUUCGAUAUGUGGAGCAAGGUGGCAAAAUAUCGACUCAUGAAGACGUACCUGACUUCAUCCGCCAAGAGAUAUUAGGCGCAGAAGAGCAGCGGCAAAACCAACCAAAAAAUUCACACCAUCGAGCCGCCUCCUCUCCUUCAAUUAAUAUCACCAACGUUUUACCUUCACCAUCUUCAUCAGCUGCUCAUCAAAUGGCAGCAGGCGAAGCAUCCACCUCUGCACCACCAACAAGAUCCAACUCAACAGAUUGUUUGAAUGUGCAGGGAUGCAGGGAUGACGCUGUCAUUGACUAUACAGACUGGCAGAUAUCUCAAGCGAGAAGUGACACGUGGAGAGACGGCUUUCAACGUUGCGGCGCUAUCGCUUUAGAAAAAGGGCUUGAUCUUGACUUGCUGUAUAAGAAGGGCCCCACGGUUUAUGAUGGCCAAAAUAUUAUAGAAGGCUUGAUAGAACAGUAUGUGCGAGACAUCAAAUUCUGGGCAGAGAAGGUUCGACCAAGAAGGAGAGAGUUCGAAAGUGCAACCAGUCAAUCAUUAUGA